Molecule: messenger RNA, 8162 nt
Organism: Venturia canescens
Lineage: Eukaryota; Metazoa; Arthropoda; Insecta; Hymenoptera; Ichneumonidae
Gene: Asx
Product: Additional sex combs
Exons: 7
Coding region: 619-4299 (1226 amino acids)
Biological process (GO): positive regulation of transcription by RNA polymerase II; animal organ morphogenesis
Cellular component (GO): PR-DUB complex
Molecular function (GO): DNA binding; chromatin binding
Source: RefSeq, a predicted model, not a curated record
GUCACGCACAACUAGGAACUUUAGAUUUUUCAAGAACUGACACUUCUCUCUCGAUUUUCGUAUCUACAUUCAGUCGCUUAUGCUCCUGUGUCAAUCAUGGCGUAAAUACGUAAAUGCAACAUGGCCGAAACGAAAGAAAUCACGAUAUUUUCGGCUGGUUUAACAAAUACACCUCGAUAUAAUAGUUAUAGAAAGGAUAAUUGAAGGUGCAAUUGAAAAGUAAAAUACCAGAGUGAACCCGCUGUAUCAUUGACUCGGCAUUACGAAUUAAUAUUUCGUAAUAAGAGAUUGACGAACGGUUAUAUUUAUGGACACCGUAGUUGUACGCGAAAGCACGGAACGCUGCUCGAUCAACAUCGAGAUGUUGUUUUUAGUUGUCACAUGGAAAUUAACGUGUGGUCGGUUAUGCUCUCGAGAAGAUUUAUGAAACUCAAUAUGAGAACAUGCGAAAGGUCGGUUAUUCAAAGGAUUUAGUACAAAAGGACUAUCGAUGUAGCGGGCUUUCGUAUUUGUACGAAGUUUGCUCAAUCAACGUGCACACAAUUCGCUAUGACACAUUGAACAGUAAAACGAAUCAAAGCAAAGCGCAUUCUGUCAAAAGCAAUAGUUUUUGAUACCAUGGAGAUCGAGGUGGAGUCAAAUAAAGUCGAGGGUGGCGGUGAUACAAGUCCAGGAUGCUCCGGCUACGCUAACAUGGUUCACAGUAAAAAGGUUAUUAAACAUGCACUUCGACAACAGGCCAAAAGACGUAGGAAAAAUACGACCAUUGCAUCCGGCAAUUCUAGAACUCUGCCACGAAUUGUGGUCAAACCUCUAGCGCCACCGCCACCCAAUGAUCCACCAUCACCUCCUGUACCUUCGGUCCAACUUGUCAAUGCUGUCGAAGAGCCUGCAGCUACAAUGAGAGAAGUUCUUGCAAGUUUGCCAGGUUUCAGUUUGAAGUCCGGUCGCAGACGUUCGACAAAAAGAUUGUCAGCAGCUGCCCAGCUUGAGGCUGGCUUGGUAGAUUUAGAGACGCCAGCAAGUAUAUUGGCGAGUACGAGUUUGCGAGCUCUGCUCAAUAGGCACACGUUUCAGGGGCUACCGCCUUUGUAUCAGAGAAAACUUGCGCAGCUAUUACCCGCAGUGGACAGACAGGACGCGGCGACUUCUGGUUUGAACAAUGAAUUUUUCUCUCGUGCCUGUCUUGAAUGGCGUAAGCGUCUUGCCGAGGGUGAAUUUACGCCAGAAAAUCAGCAGAGACUGAAGAUGGAAGCGGAAAGAGACAAAAACAAGCUUGAUCCGUGGAAACUGAAGCACUUCGAGCCGAUAUGGGGUGACAAGCGUGAGCCGAAGCUUCGCCUCGGUCUGCACUGUAUACCGGAGCCGAGAACCGGCGGAGCUGUGACGCGAUCGAGUUUGCGGCUGCGUCUGGAAUCGAACACCGAUCAAAUUUCAUCGGAUCUUUACUGUCGUUCGAGUUCGAACGCGACAGAAAUGAAAAUAGCUACCGAGAGUGAAGAAGUUACAGAAACGAAUGAAGUACCCGUGAAAAGUAUGGAAAAUGGUCCUGACGAGACGAGGGUCGAGGCGCUCCCAGAGUACGACGAUGUUCCUGAAAUUCCUCCCGCAACUGAAAAUCGUCUCGCAUCUAAUGAGACUGAAAAGGUCGUGGAAGAAACGACGAACGAAGAUAAUAAAACGGUCGAAUAUUCUACCGAAGAGCAACAACCACCCGACGAGUCGACAACCGACAGUAGAGAACCUGAAGUUUUUAUCGAAAUGAAAGAGCCAGAUAUUCAGCCCGAAGAAUCGAUGCAGAUUGAGGAAACUCCAACAGAAAUACCCACCGAAAACGUACAAAGUCCCGAAGAAACAAUGGAAAUCCUGGAAACUUCUGUUACGGAGGAGACGAACGAUUUGAUCAAGUCCCAAAUGACGCCCGUUACGGAUAUACAGUGUACUACGGAUCUGAACCCCACUGAUCCUACAGACGUUAUACCCGUCGCAUUAGCUCACGUUGAGGACGACGCCGCUCAAGUGCUCCAAGUAGUGAGCGAGGAACAUCAUCUGCAGCAAGAACCUUCUCAUCAUCAUCAUCACAGUUUGCUCGAGGCUGAAAAAUCGAAAAUAUUCGAAAUUAGCGAGUGCGAAAACGCAGCUGCGGUUGAAAGUAUAUCCGGCCAUGAGGAAGCUGAAACGAGCGAUCAAUUAAGCGAAGAACACCCCGUAAUAACGGCUCAAAUAGUCGACAGUCAACAUACCGAGACUAUCAAUCCCAGUGGCACGGAAACCGAGCCUCAAAUUCCCGAAUGCAUGGAAAUAGACAGUGAAACGUUGCAACGCAUUCACGAACUCGAGGUAUUGCCAAUAUUCGUACGUGGCGAAAUGCGGGAAGCUUAUGAAGAAAUAUCAGGAUGUCCAGAAGAAAUAAUUUAUCCCAUAUUGGGUUCAAUGGAAAUGGGAACGAGAGUUGCACCCGAGGAGACGGAAAAUCAAACGGUCGUAGUAGCUGAAACGGUGGUUGUGUCCGAGGACGGAAACGAACAGCCAGAUGUAAUGAACGUAGUGAACGUCGACGACGAGUUGCGCGAUGCGAACAAUUACGUUUGUUCAGAGAUGCUCGAGUGCAGUUGGCCGGUAGACGCGACAGUCAACACGGGAGUCAAUAACAAUAACAGUAACAUUAAUAGCAGUCCGGCGCAGGAAGAUUUACAGGUGCCUUGGCCCCUGGUUGCCGCUGCUCUCGACGGUACAGUUGCUGCCAAUAUAACAGUGACGACUCAGGACGAUUGCAACGAUGCCACGAGCAACAACGACGCGACGAUGUCAACCACACCGAGUAAUCAAUCACAAGCGGCUCAACAACAAACACACUUCGUUACUAAUGAGACCAACCCCGAAUCCAUAAGUUGCAUACAAUUACCAGUUGUACAAGGAGUCUCGAGUUUUCAGCCUGCUGAAACUACGAUGACGAUAAACGCCACUAGUGCACCCGUCGCGGUGUCCCUCAUGAAAACCGUACAAUCAAACAGUCCCCCAAUCAUCGCAUUUCCUUCGUUGCAAUCUAUACGAUUCGUUCAAACGAGAUUUCAUCAUGGGCAACAACAAAAUACCGGGCAAGCUAAUUUGAGCGGGACAAACGCUUUAACGCCUCAGAUUACAAGCCAACACAAUCCAACAGCUCAUCAGGUCAAUAUCGUUCGACCAAAUGACGAUAUUGCUCAGCUUGCCAAUGUCCCCAAUUCCCAACAGCAGCAACAGCAACAGCCGCAACAACAACAUCAGCAGCAGCAACAUCAAAAUAAUAAUGUCGUAGCUCGUAAUAAUUUAACGAACAAUAUCACUGUUAGAAAUUCCGUUCAAGCGAACGUUGUUCAAGCUACCGUUGGAUUACCCAAUCAGAUACACCAACCAAGUGCAAUAGUCGUGCAACAUCAAACACCAAUGGUCACAGGACCAUCUAGACAAAUCGUCGCAAGUAUGCAACCUCAACAGUAUUCUACCAAUGUCGUACCGACGAGAAACUCGCGUGGCACCGGCCAGGGCAGCUAUAGAGCCUCAAGAAACAGCAAUAAAGAACAGGGAGGCGGCAGAUCGAGGAGUUCUACCAAAGAACCGCCUGGCGCCGUCAAUCUCGAGCGUAGUUAUCAAAUUUGUCAAGCGGUAAUUCAGAGCUCGCCGAAUCGUGAUCAGCUCAAAGCACAUCUUAAACCACCACCGAGCUUGUUGGCAAGGGGUGACGGUGCUUUUACGACAAGUAAAACUGGCGGACGGACGAUCACGACAGUAAAAACGCAGAAGCAAACUUCGCAGCACGGGAAGCAGACACAGAAUAAGGCACAGGCAGUUAUGCUGAGACAGGUCUUUGCAACUGCACGACAAGCCGCACCCGUCGAGGUGGCAGAAAACAACGCGGUGGCUCAAUUGAGUACGAAUGGAACUGGCGGUUUUGGUCAAUACAUAUUGGUCCAGCGUACAGGAGUUAGUGACGGAGCUCCAAGAGCAUCGUCAGCUCCACCGUUGCCACCCCAAAUAGCGGGAAUAGGCGUUGGUGUGCAUUUGGUUCGCGGUAGGCCAGCGAGCGCUGGUGAGGGUUCUCAUCAGGCAGUGACUUUGAAAGCGCGGGGUACAACAGAUGGAAGAGGUGGUGGUGGUGCGGAGCCUGGAGCGCCGGGUGUAAUAAUGGGCGGUGAUCCUCCACCACCUUGUGAGUGCAACAUGCGCGGAGCGAUGGUUAUUUGUCGUCAGUGCGGUGCUUUUUGUCACGAUGAUUGUAUCGGUCCUCAGCGGAUUUGUGCCACGUGUCUCAUACGUUGACCCGAGUCGAUAGAUUGUCACGCUUAAUUGUCAAGAGGACUCUCUAACAAUGAGAGAAAAACAAAUCUAAUCAAUGAUCUUCGACGAUGUUGAGAUUUGCAUCUUCAAUGAAAAGCAGCGAAACUUCUUGUUGUGUUUUCGCUUGAAAUUUUUAUGCAAAUUUGAGCUAAGAAAAUCGGCAACAUUUCCCUGCGAUCUCUGUUAGAGACACGUGAAAUGAGCAACAAAAAUGAUGCUGGUGACUCCAAAAAAGAAAUGAAAACCGAAAAAAAGAAGUUUCGCUGCAUUUUUAGUCGGUGCGAAUUCGAUUAUCAUGAUUUCCAAACGCUCGUAAAGGAUUGAUACGAAAAAUAAGCGUUCGGAAAUUAAAAUGAAGUUCCGUGCCAGAUCCUUGAGGCGAGGGGAAACCAAACUUUCUUCGUUUCUUUCUCAUCGAUCAUUCUCCUUCCCUGACAAUCUGUGAAUGAGCACGUUCAACGAGCUUAGUACGUUGUACACUCAUUGAACACACAUCAAAAGUGACUGAUGAAAACUUUCGUUUUCAAACCGCUUCACGUGCUCCAUCAUUGACUGUUAGGGAAACGGCGGUGUAUAGAAUUGUAGGCAUAAAGAACAUAUAUAUUUAUAUAUAUAUAUAUAUAUGUAUAGAUUCAGUGUAAAUCGGGCAUGAAGACAUUGAAGUUUUUUUUUUUUUUUUUUUUUGAGAAAAUAACUUUUAUGAACGACCGGAGGGAGCGCAUGAUUUUCAGCCAUCUCUGAUACGUUCCAUUACUCAACAUACUCGGUCUAGAAAAUCGAUCAGCAAGUGGUUUUUACUGAACAAAAGAUUUGUCAGUGUUCAAAAUCUCGAAAAAUUAUGAGAACGAUCCCACACUAGUCAUCUGAUUUUUGUGUCCGGGCAAUUCUUGCUUGUGUCGUGAUUCUUUAACUGCAAAAUAUUUUCAAUUAAGAUAGGUGAAAGUUUUUAUUCCGCUUGCAAUGUUUCAUACAAUUUUGAAUUUCAGGGUUUUAAAGUCAUUUUGAAAGAAAACUCAUUUUAGACGUUUGUACAUGACUUUAUUUAAUCGGUUCAGCUUCUGUACAGAAUUUUCUUUGGUAUUAUGCUGCUCAGAAAAGUAAAGCAACAAAGUGGGACGCUUUCCGGUGCAAUAACACAAACAUCACUUGUAAUCAGGAAGUAACAUUUGCAUCUCUUGACUCAUGUAACUGUAUUAUUCCAUUUUCGUUUCUCGGAUUUUCCUCAAAUCGUUUAUUUAAAAUCAUGAUUCGUAUUGACCAACGUAACCACGGCGCGAUAAAGGGUUGUCGUUAUAACCGAUUUAUACUGUGUAUAUAUAGAUAUAUAAAUUAGGACGGCAGAAAAACAAUCUUUUUCGUAGAUCGAUUUCUCCGCCGAGUUCUUUUUUUACUCUAAACAAAUUGCGGUUGCAAACUUGGUGGUCUGAAAAAAAGAAAUAUUUAUUAGUGGCUUUCAAUAUGAGCUCAUUAUUCGUUCAGCUGUUAAGCGUAUCGAAAACGAGUGUUUAUUGAGUUUCUUGUCUAAAUACGAAAAAUUGAGUUCCGUAAAUUCGCGAGACUCGUACAUCAGCUUUCGAUAUUGCCUCGUAGACGCAAACUGUGAUAAAGUUUGGAAAAUCUUCCCAAGACGACAUGAAAAUUGAUCAAACGGUUCCGGUUUUUAAUGCAGUUUCCAUAUCCACAAUUAUUAUUGUCCAUAAGAUUUUAAGGUGCCUAACGCAUGUGUGUAAAUAAAAAGAGCACGGGAAUAAUUUCUUGAACAAUGUUUUUUCAAACGCAAUCGCAAUCAUGAAUUUUCUAACUUUUUUCUGUGAUUCGAUCACUAUGAAUUACAUUUACAUUACUUCUCGUCUGAGAGUAAGCAUUUUCCGACCGUUCCCUUCUUUUGAACGACCGAAAAUUGCAAUAUUUUAAUCAAUUGUCAAUGAUUUUUAUACAUCACUUUGAUCCUUUAGGAUUCUCGAUAAUCACUCGAUUCCGUAUUAACGAUUGUAACGCUAUUGCCGAAAAGUAAUUACUUUCAAAUAAUAUUUACAAUUUAUUGUUGUAAAUAAUUUCGAAAAAUACAAUUAUUUUCUUAAACAUGACACUCAACAAUCGCAUGCUUUUUUUCAUGACCUCAUGCGAGCAUAAUAACGAUGAAGUAAAUCGAUCAAAUGAUUGUUUCAAACUCGCCCUAUCGUAUACUUACGUACCCGCUGUAAGGGAGAAAAAAUAGAAGUGUGUUCGCGUUGUAGCGAUUUCAGACAAAACAAUGAGCCUCAAGGGAAGAAAAAUGAAAAUACGAUCGGUCGUCCUUGUGGGACACUUUCAAGCACAAAAUCCUUGCCCGUUAAUUAAUAAUAACAAUAAUAAUAGUAAUAAUAUUGAAGUUAAUUACAAUAAUAUUAUUAACAUAAAAACAUUAAUAUCCUCCCCCUCGCAUGUCAUAUAACUAAAUUAUUUCUCUCUCUCUCCUAUUUCAUCGAUUUUCAAAAGUUCAUUCGAUGUUCGAAUCUUCGACCUCUCGUGCAUGUAUAGACCCCAAUCCUUUGAUCAUCUCUUCUCCCGUAUCCCUUCCCCAUUAUCCCGGUUAUUAGAUCGUUCGUACGAUCCGUUAUGCGACGAACAUAGCUGUUAAAUUAUUUUUAAUUAAGAAAAGGGGGAAAAACAAUUGUAUAAAGUUCAAGCUCAUUUUUUCUAAUUAUUAAUAAAAAUGAAAAUAAUAAAAUAAAUCAUGAAAUAGAACUUGUUGGACGAAAAACAAACACGUAAUACAAAAAAAACAACAACAAUUUAAAUGACACAAAUAAAACUGGUAAAGAAAGAUAAACUCUCAACGCAUGUCUACUUAGGGAUAAGAUACGAUAGCCGAUCUUAAAUCUCUAUUCACACAAACCGUUUAGUCAAGAGUUUAUCGCUAUGCGAAGAAAACAAAAAUGUACAUGCUUUAGAGGAAAACACAAAAAAUAACUGAUUCCCAGCCUCAGUGGCCUUUCUUUACUUUCUUCGCCCUCUUAUCGCAUGCUUGACACGCCAAAGCUUAAGAACCGCAGGGUGUCUAACAGUUUAUUAACGAACUUCAUACCCACUAAAAUUAUUCGUCACUGCGAAUUGUUUGAAGACGAUAGCACAAUCUUCGAACUUUGUAUUUUCAGAUUCAAUUAUAUAAAGCUAGAAAUUUAUUGUAUAAAAAUUAAUUUCUUAAGUAAAUUAUCAACGCAAACGGUCGCUGUACCGUCUCAAAAUUAUUUGAAAACUUAAUAAGCGAUGUACAUAAAAAUAUGUUUUUUUAAAUAUUGCAUUUAUAUUUUAAAAAAAAGCUCUAAAAAUGUACCAUGAGUCAAUGGACCCUCGUGAAUGCUUGAUACUAUGUCGACUAAAAAAUUAUUCUUUCCUUGGUUUUUCUAUUCGAAAAACGAGACGGUUGAUAAAAAUUGUAAAUUUCGUACUUUUUAAUUGAUUCAUUGGAGCACCAAAAAAGUUGGACACCCUAAAUCAAGGCUAAAAGCUAAAGAGACGACGAACUCUCUCGAAUCUGCCGGCCACAAUCCGUAAAGCAAAUCCCGAAGGAUCAAAUUUGUAAAUAUAACUCCUCUUCGGCUUACGGCAAUAAUAUUAAUUGAAAAUGAAAACAUGUAAUAUCAACUAAAACGCAUUGUUCGUGAUAGAGAAAGGAGCAGCAAAAAAAAACAGAAGAAAAUUGAAAACUGCGUAUAAUGAAAUAAAACUUGAAUCCUGACAAUUACACAUGACAAAUAGUACAACCACGUAUACAAUUAUAAACUGUAUACCUACGAUUAGUAAUGAACAAAUGAAAAAAAAAAAAUACUUAAAUAAACAUUACGCAAAGUUCUCCAUUGAUA